This is a messenger RNA of Leptopilina heterotoma, 1797 nucleotides long. It is a transcript of the gene MESR6, whose product is annotated as UPF0489 protein C5orf22 homolog. Bases 440 to 1579 code for a protein of 379 amino acids. NCBI's taxonomy places the organism in Eukaryota, Metazoa, Arthropoda, Insecta, Hymenoptera, Figitidae. The transcript is spliced from 2 exons. The record is from RefSeq and is a predicted model, not a curated record.
UUUUAUCGACGUCGCACUUUUGGUGUCGAGACAUUCAAAGAAUAAGGUUAAGAAUGUCUUUCAAAUAAAAUUUAAUUGUUUUUAACUGAUUAUUAGAGAGAAACUGUGAUAAUUAUUUACAAAAUUUAUUUAAUGUACUGUGUUUUUAAUUCAGUGUUUAAAAGAAAUUUUUUUUCUCUCUUAAAAAUAACAACAAGUCAGUGUAUUCAUUUCGUGCCGCACAGUGAAAGGAAUUAUUAACUUCAAGCUGUACUUGAUCCUAAAGCAAUCAUUUAAUCUGAUGAAAUUGUUGCUCAGAAUAAUAAUUCCUUGAUGUCAUUUAGUAAUAAAAAGAGGAAGUUAAUUGUAUCAUUGGGGAAAUCUUUUGAUUGUGCAAAUUGGAUAAAUUGACAAAACUUGUUGGAGAAAUUGACGAAACUUUGAGGAGAGCUAGAGAAAAAUGUCUCGCAAAUUUAAGAAAACUCCAAUUUACGUCGUUGAAGAUCAUCACGAUGCAUUGCCGUGUAUUUAUCGUUGCUUGGGAUCGAAGCAUCUGCCAUUUGAGGGCAACACAAUAAUACAUUUGGAUUCCCAUCCUGAUAUGCUUAUUCCAAAGGAUAUGAAUGCUGACACCGUGUGGGAUAAGCAACAGCUAUUUAGUGAAAUUAGCAUCGAAAACUGGAUACUUCCUGCAGCUUAUGCUGGACAUUUGAAGAACUUGGUGUGGAUUAAGCCGCCCUGGGCAAAACAGAUGACAGACGGUAUGCUCACGUUUCUCAUCGGCAAGCAUAGAGAGUCAGGUACAAUAAGAUUAACAUGCUCCGAGCCGUAUUUUGUCAGCGAGGCACUCUACUGCCAUCCGGAUGAACUCGAAAACACCCGAGAAGUGACACUACACGUGAUAACAAUCGGCUCACUCAUUGACCCAUCAAUGAGACGUGACGAUUUCCCAUCAAUUGCAUCGGCAAUCAGGCAAUAUUUACCCGAAAGUGAUACACCCUAUAUUCUCGAUGUUGAUCUCGAUUUUUUCAGUACAAAAAAUCCGUUCAAAACACUUUACGAAAAUGCAAAUAUCUACGAGAAACUAGCGCCAAUCUACGAAUUUAAACGACCACAUUCGACAGAUCCGGAUUUAUUGCGAGAGGCGACAAUUGCGAGAGACGAGCAAUUAACCGAAUUGAAGAAUUUAUUUUCCCAUUUGGAGGAGAAUAGAAAUUUAAUGGGUUAUGAGGGUGAGAGGAGUUUGAGAUAUGAGAAUGUGGAAUCGAUUUAUCGUGAGAUGAUGAGAUUUUAUAGAGAUUCAGAAAUCGAAUGGUUGUCGAUUCAUGAUGCUGGAUGCACUAUUGAUGACGGUGAACUUCCACAUCAUGUGACAAGUCAGCAGGAUCUUGAUAGACUCAUCAGUGGGACUUUUAAAUCUUUCUUGUCGGUUUUGCCUGCACCACCUACGAUUGUCACUAUUGCCAGGUCCAGCUAUGAUGAAUACUGCCCUCCGGAGGAUGUGGAUCAAAUUCAAGUGGGCGUGAUUGAUGAACUGAAAGAUAGACUUGGCGUUGAUGUGGAAACGAAAUUACUUUACUUGGAGGAGGAAGUUAAUUAAUAUUUACGCUCAGGGCAUUAAGGAAUAAUAAUUUUUAAUAGCCCCCCCCCCUCCUCCCUUACUCUGUGGAAUUGAAACUAAUACUGAAAUUAUUAAAAUACUAACUGUAUUUUGUUAAUAUGUUGAUGAGGAAAAUUAUAUCAAUGUGUUUAUUGAUAUAAAUUUUAAAUUACAAUUUUUAUACAAUUUAUACAAUUUUAAUAACAAUUUUGUAAUAA